This is a messenger RNA of Symbiodinium pilosum, 762 nucleotides long. NCBI's taxonomy places the organism in Eukaryota, Dinophyceae, Suessiales, Symbiodiniaceae. The record is from the annotation of a GenBank genome assembly.
GAUCAGAAAGGCUGGAUGGUGAGCUACAACGAUGAAACGCGCAUCCGCGUCGAGCGGCGCGAAGCCAGCGCGGCUUCAGGAUCACUUGUGCGUGUGCACAAUCACUUCGAGAAGAACGCCCUGAUAAGCUCCAAGGCGGGUCUGCGAGAGACCAUGGUCAGCUACUACCGAAGCCGCGGUCGGGAUCCUUUCGGCGCGAUCCCGCUGACCUUUGUGGUGCACGCAGGCUCCACCGAUCCUGAGUUUGUCAGGUGGCUGCAGGCCUUUGAGGACUUGCGGGCUACAAACCAGGCUGUCUGGUUGGUGAAGCCCGGAGACAAGGCUAACCAGGGAAAGGGCAUCGUGGUGUGUGACAGCAUGGAAGAGGUAAGGGAUGCGGUUGACAGCAAGAGCCGUGUCUGGGUCAUACAGAAGUACAUUGAGAGGCCGUUCCUCAUUCACAAGCGGAAGUUCGACAUCCGAUCGUACUGCCUUUUGGCUCAGGAUCCUGGCACAGGCGGGCUGUGCGGCUACUUCUACAAAAAGGCAUACCUUCGGACCACAAGUAGGAACUUCACGCUGGAUACGAAAGACUGCUUCGUUCAUCUGAACAAUGACGCCGUGCAGAAACACGGUGAGGGCUACGGCAAGUACGAGGCUGCCAACAAAAUGUCCCUUUCGGAAUUUCAGAGCUACCUCGACGCCCACCACGGCCGGGAGUGCCUGAGUAUCCAUACAGACCUGCUUCCUCAGAUGAAGGCCUUGAUGACGGACACGCUGCGG